CUCACUGCAGUGGCUCAGGCUUCAGCAGCCUUGGAGAAGCAUCAGCUGAGAGGAGCUAUCACAUGGGAACUGGGAGCUGCUCAGCAAAGCCACUGUGGAAGGGCACCAUCAAGUGAGGCAUGGCACGGUGGGCUAGAAGAGUACUGGCCCGGGAGCCAGACCGCCUGGGGUCCUACCCAGACCCUGCCACUUACUAGCUUUGUGACCUUCGAUGCCUUUAUGAGGAAACUGACGUUCAGAAGAGUCACUGAGUUAGUAAUUCCCAGACCUGGGACUGGAAGCCAAAUCUUGUGCUCUGUCUGCUCCCCAAUAGCUCCUACCAUUCUGAGGAAACCAGAAAUCAGGAAAUUUACAUAAGCAACCUGAAAACUGGGGCACUGUCCAGAGCUCAUCAGGACCCUGGGAAAGGGGAACAGAGGAUUUAGAAUCUCUGGAUAACAGUCCUUGAAAGGGGAGAAGGGUAUGGACAACAGAGGAAAGGAAGUGGGAAAGAAGGCACCAAGGCUCCCUCAGCCUGCGUCUUCUCAGUCACCAAGGCAGACCUGGAACUACCUCCUCUCAGAGAGAUGGGCUCCUGAGCCCUCAGCUCCUGGCCUGGCACUCUGUACCAGCAGCCCAGCCUCGGAGGCUGACAAUAAGAACCUGCCUGCGAGAUAGACUCCCACAGGAGGCACCCUGUCCCCCGACCCCCACGCAUAGCAUUGGGAAGCCUGGGCCUGGGCUUGCCAUCCCAGGGUCACUGGACUAGGAUGGGGGAUGGGCCUGUGACAGGAGGUGCCCUGGGUGUCCUCUUUCGGCCCCAUGGAGUCCUCACCCAUCCCCCAGUCAUCAGGGAACUCUUCCACUCUGGGGAGGGUCCCCCAAACCCCAGGUCCCUCUACUGCCAGUGGGGUCCCGGAGGUGGGGCUGCGGGACGUGGCUUCAGAAUCGGUGGCCCUCUUCUUUAUGCUCCUGCUGGACUUGACCGCUGUGGCCGGCAAUGCUGCUGUGAUGGCUGUUAUCGCCAAGACACCUGCUCUCCGAAAAUUUGUCUUCGUCUUCCACCUCUGCCUGGUGGACCUGCUGGCUGCCCUGACCCUCAUGCCGCUGGCCAUGCUUUCCAGCUCUGCCCUCUUUGACCAUGACCUCUUUGGGGAGGUCACCUGCCGCCUCUACUUGUUCCUGAGUGUAUGCUUUGUCAGCCUAGCCAUUCUCUCAGUGUCGGCCAUCAAUGUGGAGCGCUACUAUUAUGUGGUCCACCCCAUGCGCUAUGAGGUGCGCAUGACGCUGGGGCUGGUGACCUCUGUGCUGGUGGGUGUGUGGGUAAAGGCCUUGGCCAUGGCUUCUGUGCCAGUGUUGGGAAGGGUCUCCAGGGAGGAGGGAGCUCCCAGCGUCCCCCCAGGCUGCUCACUCCAAUGGAGCCGCAAUGCCUACUGCCAGCUUUUCGUGGUGGUCUUUGCUGUCCUUUACUUCCUGGUGCCCCUGCUCCUCAUCCUUGUGGUCUACUGCAGCAUGUUCCGGGUGGCCCGCGUGGCUGCCAUGCAGCACGGACCGCUGCCCACGUGGAUGGAGACGCCCCGGCAACGCUCUGAGUCUCUCAGCAGCCGCUCCACAAUGGUCACCAGCUCGGGGGCCCACCAGACCACCCCGCACCGGACGUUUGGGGGCGGGAAGGCCGCAGUGGUCCUCCUGGCCGUGGGGGGGCAGUUCCUGCUCUGCUGGCUGCCCUACUUUUCUUUUCACCUCUACGUGGCCCUGAGUGCUCAGCCCAUUUCGACCGGGCAGGUGGAGAAUGUAGUGACUUGGAUUGGCUACUUCUGCUUCACUUCCAACCCUUUCUUCUAUGGGUGUCUCAAUCGGCAGAUCCGGGGGGAACUCAGCAAGCAGUUUGUCUGCUUCUUCAAGCAGGCUCCAGAGGAAGAGCUGAGGCUGCCUAGCCGGGAGGGCUCCAUUGAGGAGAACUUUCUGCAGUUCCUUCAGGGGACUGGCUGUCCCACAGAGUCCUGGGUUUCCCGACCCUUACCCAGCCCCAAGCAGGAGCCAGCUGCUGUUGACUUUCGAAUUCCAGGCCAGAUAGCUGAGGAGACCUCUGAGUUCCUGGAGCAACGACUCACCAGCGACAUCAUCAUGUCAGACAGCUACCUCCGUCCUGCCCCCUCCCCUCGACCUGAAUCAUGAUGGGCUGCUGGACACUUGGAGGGAGAUGGGGCUGGAGGGUGGUUAGGACUGCAAGGAACACCUUGUGGGAUCACCUUUGCCCGGCUAGCUGGGGCUGGGGCUGGGGUCUCUGCACACAGCUUUUGCUUGGUGUUUUCUGGGUCAGGAACAGAGCCAACAGGAUGGACAUGUGGCAAAAGCCUUGGACAUGGCUAUGAUCCUUGACUACUGGGGGAGGGAACCUGGUGAUGAGAGUAAAGGUCACGAAGGUGAGAUGAUGCUUUUCAACCAGCUAAGUUUCCAUGCCUCAGGAAGCAGGGAAACUCUCUAAGGGUAGGAGGUGGAGGAUACAGGGCAGCAGUCCAGGUUUCGAGUUAUUCUGGGGACGCUUUAGGAGAUUUCAUUUUUCAGUGUAAUUGUUCAGGACAGUAAUUGCGCCCAAGCAAGGUAAGAAAAUGACCCAUGUCUUUACAUCUCUUUGCAAAAACUAAAUUCCUUAUAAAGAGCUAAAUUACUGCCAAGUGUUUCCAUUUGAAUUAAUAGCUCUUUAUCUAGCUUUAGACCUGAGGUUUCCUUAAAGUGUGAGGACCAGCAGGGUACAUUCUUUUCCUGUUUGUCCAGAAGCAAUGGGAAAUAUCAAUCAGGGUACAGAGAGCAGAAGACAGGAAAGCUGACUGCAGCUCUCUCUCACCCCCAGUAACAGCCCUUCUGUUCUAUUUCUCUGUCUCUCUCCUGUACUUGGGAGAUCGGGCUUGGGGCUUGGUCUCCACAGAGGCAUGAAUAAGACAGGGUGGCUCUUUCUUCUUGUCUUUUAGGAUGAAGAAGUGGAAAGGUUGGGGGUUGGAUGGUUGAAGGUGGGGGGUUAGCAUUUGAAUUGCUAAGGCUGUUGGGUACAGAGAGGCCAGGCAAUCACCCUGACCAAUAAUACUGUAUUUUUUUUUUCUUUCUAGGACUGGCUUCCCUGAUCUCUCUCCUCAUGACAGUGACCCACCUCCAGCCCCCUGGACAAUCGGGUACAAAGACUAAGGUUGGGAAUGGGUAGGGUGGGGUUUCCAUGGUCCAUUAAAUGCCUCCCUACUCCCAUUCAUCGCUCUCAAAAUUAGCUUCAGUGACAAAGACUUAAAUUUCUCUCCUAUCUGCAGCCCUGGGUUGGAGAGGGCACAGGAGUGGGGCCCAGCUGUUCACUGAUAGAGACUAUAGGAGCUGCAUUGGUUGGUAUUGAUGGUGGUAUUUUUGAAGGGAGGGGAGAUAACUGCAAACUGGAUAGGACAUCCAUUUGUGACUACUUGUCCAUCCACUUCCCUCAAUUGAAUCAGGUAACAUUAAAGGGUCAAGGGAGUACCAGAGGGUGGUGUGGUCUGUAUUUGAACAAAUUCCUGGCUCACUGAGCAUCAAAGGAGAAUAUGGCCUGGUGGGAGUGGUUUAGUUUCCCCUUUGAACAGCCAAUAAAUAAUUUUUAUCAUAAAAGUUA
Messenger RNA from Hipposideros armiger (great roundleaf bat), 3607 nucleotides. RefSeq names its product G protein-coupled receptor 61 (gene GPR61). Gene Ontology annotation, cellular component: endosome; signaling receptor complex; plasma membrane. NCBI's taxonomy places the organism in Eukaryota, Metazoa, Chordata, Mammalia, Chiroptera, Hipposideridae. The transcript has 3 exons. The record is from RefSeq and is a predicted model, not a curated record. Gene Ontology annotation, molecular function: G protein-coupled receptor activity. Bases 802 to 2157 code for a protein of 451 amino acids. Gene Ontology annotation, biological process: G protein-coupled receptor signaling pathway.